Syzygium oleosum is the source of this 1450-nucleotide messenger RNA. Its product is annotated as exopolygalacturonase-like. Gene Ontology annotation, molecular function: polygalacturonase activity. Gene Ontology annotation, biological process: carbohydrate metabolic process. The record is from RefSeq and is a predicted model, not a curated record. The coding region runs from base 1 to 1206 and encodes 401 amino acids. The transcript is spliced from 4 exons. Lineage: Eukaryota; Viridiplantae; Streptophyta; Magnoliopsida; Myrtales; Myrtaceae.
AUGGACUCGAGCUCGUGCUUGCCCAAGAUCUGCUGGCUCUUGCUCGCGGCGGUGGUGGUGGCGCUCCCGGACGGAGUCCACUCCGGCACGCAAGUGAAGGUCUUCGAUGUGAGGAAGUUUGGCGCCAUCGCCGACGGGAAGACCGACAACAGCAAGGCAUUUCUUGAUGCGUGGAACCAAGCUUGUCAAUACAAGAAGGGAGUUCGGAGGAGAUUGUACGUGCCGCUAGGGACAUACGUGGUUUGGCCAGUGGCAUUCAAGGGGCCGUGCACCGGCCCCUUGACGGUCACGGUCAAAGGGGUGGUCCAGGCGCCCGUUGACAAGUCAACGUUCUCCCUGGACCAUUGGAUCACCUUCCAGCACGUCAGCGGGAUGCUGAUCAACGGCGGGGGUACGUUCGACGGCCAGGGGCCCGCAGCUUGGCCUUACAACGAAUGCGCUUGCAAGUAUCCUCUUCCAACGUCGGUGAGAUUCAAUUUCGUCAACAACACAUCGAUUCGCAAGAUAAGUUCGGUCAACAGCAAGCACUUCCACUUUAACGUCUUCGCCUCCAAUGAUCUCGAGUUCAGGGGCGUGCGGAUAAUCGCCCCCGACGAAAGCCCCAACACGGACGGGAUCCACAUAGGCGACUCAUCCCGUAUCAGGGUCGCCGACUCCGUGAUAUCGACCGGGGAUGACUGCGUCUCGGUUGGCCCGGGGUCGAAGGACAUAGACAUCGUGGGCGUCCACUGCGGGCCGGGUCACGGGUUUAGCGUAGGGAGUCUCGGGAAAUACCCGAACGAGGCGGACGUAACCGGGCUGUCGGUGAGGCAUUGUACUAUGGUUGGCACUCAGAAUGGUGUGAGGAUCAAAACGUGGGCUUCUCCGCUCAAAAGCAAGGCCUACAAUUUCUCGUUUCAUGACAUUACCAUGACGAAUGUGCUUAGACCCAUUAUUAUUGACCAAGAGUACUGUCCCCGUGGUGGUUGUUCUAAGGAGUUGGCGUCGAAUGUUCAGAUCAAGGACGUUUUGUUCUCGAAGAUCCAGGGCACUUCGGCUUCGCAGGUGGCGGUCAACCUCAUAUGCAGCCCGAGCUUGCCUUGCAAGAACAUCAAUCUCGACAACAUCAACUUGGCUUACACCGGCAGCAAAGGGAAUGCGAAGUCCUACUGUGCUCAUGUGAUAGGCAGCUCACGGGGCGUACAAAAGCCGCCUUCUUGCAUUUAGCACAGACAAAUAUGAAGCUAGCUUUUCUUUUUUCUAUCUCCCGACCCCCGACAAGCGAGGAACGUUAAGUAUUUAGUCAAUAACACUGCUGGGUCGAGUAGGAUUGUUUUUCCUUCAAAUGUAAAUUCUUAUUUGUGCUAGGUUUAGUGGUAAUCAGGGUGGAAACAUGUGGUAAUUCAUGCCAUAGCCUAUCUCCACCUGAAAUGUAAUAUCUGCUCGAUCAAGCGUGUUGUUUUUCCUUUGA